Messenger RNA from Camelina sativa (false flax), 1377 nucleotides. RefSeq lists its product as uncharacterized. The record is from RefSeq and is a predicted model, not a curated record. NCBI's taxonomy places the organism in Eukaryota, Viridiplantae, Streptophyta, Magnoliopsida, Brassicales, Brassicaceae.
AGUUAGGCCUUGCUAAUUCUAAUAUAUUACAACAGUCUUGAGACUGACACACCCAGUAUCUUCAUUACAGAGUCCCUCUCUAACGGAAACACACAGUAUCAUUCUUUUUUCACUUCUCCCUCUAGAACAUUCGUAAUUUCAAUUCUCACUUUUACCUUUGAGUUUUCUCAAAUUUUUCGAUCCGGAUCUGAAAGCAAAAAAAAAAAAAAUGGUGAGAGAUAUCGAAGAUGAGUUCAGAGUCGAGAAGAAUCAUCCCCAACUUGAUGAAGCUAGUCUCGAAGAUGAGAUCAUCAUAGUCGAGAAGAAUCAUCCACAGCUCGACGGAGUUAGUCUCGUUCUCCUCGACAGUCCUUAUUCGGUAGGUGAAACUGUUGAAGAAAUUGACUCUGUCAGCGAGAACCUCAAUGAACAUUGUAACGUUUACUGUGAUGAUGACUUCGAAUCUGCUCUAAACAUCUUCCCUUAUGUUCAUGUGCCUCCCAAGAAGCGCAACUUUUGGAAUUAUGAGUCUUGCAGAAGCUCUGAGCUGUCUACUGUGUCUGUGUGUAUAAUAUGCGAUCUUGCAGACGAUUAUGUAGUGCCUUGUUCUGGGAAGAACUGCCCUCUCUCUGUUCACAUGAAAUGUGCUGAGCUUGAUUGGGAUGAUCCUGCUGCAUCCUCAUACUGUCCCUAUUGUUGGUUGACAUAUCAAGCGACUAGUUCCAUGGCUGUUGGAGCUGCAAAGGCACAUGAACACUCUUCAGCUCACAUGUUCGAUACUGAGCUGAAUAGUGGAGAUAUAAACGUUCAGCUAGAGGAUGGUUCUGAUAAAACACUACCAAUGCAACUACAUGAGAACCUCCAUCAGAUACGCAAAGUUGUCGAGCAACUUAAGGCUCUAAAUCUCCAGUUAGAGGAAUCAGCUUAUCAGUUCAUUGAUAUGGAGAAAUCUUGCGGAGAAGCUUCUGUUAUUGUUAAUGAUCAGUUCGUUGAUAUGGAGAAAGCUUGCGGAGAAGCUUCUGUUGUUGUUAAUGAUCAGCCAAAAAGGGUUCUUUGGACAGUUGAAGAAGAAAACAUGUUGAUGGUGGGAGUGAAGAUAUAUUCAGAAAAAAUCAGGAAAAACAUGCCAUGGAGGAAGAUUCUGGAGAUGGGAAAAGGUGUAUUCCACGUGAAUCGUAGCUCAUCCGAUCUUAAGGACAAGUGGAGAAACAUGCUUUUGUGGGAGAAUGUGUCUUCUUCAAACAAAACAGGGGAGGCAGACUAUGAAGAAUUUACAAACAGGUUUCAGAAUUUUAAAUAUGAGAGCUUACGAGUGGCAAUCUGUUGUUGUUUUUGCCUCAGUUCAUCCUUGUGGCAUUCUACAAACCCUGUCACCAUUUCUUAGAAUCUUUUGAAUCU